Molecule: messenger RNA, 2009 nt
Organism: Hipposideros armiger (great roundleaf bat)
Lineage: Eukaryota; Metazoa; Chordata; Mammalia; Chiroptera; Hipposideridae
Gene: ALKAL2
Product: ALK and LTK ligand 2
Exons: 6
Coding region: 344-802 (152 amino acids)
Biological process (GO): positive regulation of ERK5 cascade; positive regulation of ERK1 and ERK2 cascade
Molecular function (GO): receptor signaling protein tyrosine kinase activator activity; receptor tyrosine kinase binding
Source: RefSeq, a predicted model, not a curated record
UUCAGUGGCUUCUAAUUAAAGCCCGGCGCGGAGCCCUCGGGACCCGCCUGACGUCGGCAGGCGCGGGCAUAAGAGGCGCCUCGAGGUCCGAGGCGGGACUCGGCUCCGGCGGGCACCCCAGGCGGCCGCGGUGCAGCGCUCCGAGCGGCCAAGCGGGGCGCGUUCGGGUCCCGCGCGUCCUGGGCGCUCCGCAGGCCGGGGCGCCGCUGGGCAUGGAGUAGCGGGACGCAGCGGACAGACGCCGGAGGACGCCCGCGGCUCCGGGGCGCGGGGACAGCCCCCGUUCCUCCAGCGAGCGAGCUCCGGGCGCACGGACCCUCCCAGCCCGCCGACCGAGCGCGCGAUGCGCGGGCCCGGGCGCCCGCUCCUCCUGGGGCUGCUGUUCGUGCUGGGCGCGGCGGGGCCCGGCCGGGGACUCGCGGAGCCCCGGGAGGCCGCGGACAGGCAGACCCUGCUGCGGCUCAUCGUGGAGAUCAUUCAAGAGCUCAAGAAGUACCACUCGGGCGAGCCCAAGAGGCCGCCGCCCUCGGGGCAGCAGCACUACGCUCCCGGCCGCGCGGAGGCCGCCGACCACCGGCUGUACCCCGAGGAGCAGCGAGCGGAAAUAGUUCCUCGAGACCUCAGGAUGAAGGACAAGUUUCUGAAACACCUGACGGGCCCUCUGUACUUCAGCCCCAAGUGCACCAAGCACUUCCACAGGCUCUACCACAACACCAGAGACUGCACCAUCCCGGCAUACUAUAAGAGAUGCGCCAGGCUUCUCACGCGGCUGGCGGGGAGUCCCGUGUGCAUGGAGGGGUGAGCAGGGGGCGGAGCGACGAAGGAGCCGUGAGAAGUGCCUUGCAGACCAACAGGAAAACAGAACCCACUACCUUCAUACACGUCCCGUGAACAAGAGAUGUAUUUUUGCAGAAGUUCCCAUGAUUCCUGAGUUUUGUAUGUUGCUGACACUGUUUGCGGACAUAUCCAGUAAACCGGCGUAGCUGACCCUCGUCAUUCCAGAAAGCGCCACGUCUGACGUGAGCACCGGGACAGGACAGCGCCUCUCUCCUGACUAAGUGAAACCACAAACAGUGUUUGUUUAUAAACAUAACCAGAUCUGAAACUAUAUUUUCAUAUAGCACAUGGUAUGAUUUCAUAUUUUUAUUACUUUUACAAUUAAAUUCCCAGAAUAUUAUUUGGAACUGCAUGAAAAAUUUUAAAAAAGAAACUCCAGCCGUGUUUUGGAGACAGUGGCGUGCAAACCAGUGAGCACAUCCAGGCUAAUGUCAUUUGUCCUUUGUGUAAUAAAUGUAACAUAGUACCCAGACAUUGUGCAAUAUGUAAAUACUGUAAAUUAAACAUGAGAAAUAAAGUGUUUGUUAUAAUGAAAUCUUCAAAGUGACUUUUUACUUUCCAACAAGUUCAUCAUUGGAAUUCACGAUUUACAAAUCUGGGAAGACACCAUAAUACUGGUAGAGUGUCCGAGAAUCUGAGGCACAAACGAAACGGGAAGGCUACGGAUUCUUGGAAUCAACAACUGCACGACUUUUAAAAGGAGCGCUGACUACAUCCUGGUGGCAUCUUACACCCUAGUUCAGCAGUGAGUUUUUCAGAAAAGUUUGUGCCUGCGUGUCCUGUGUGACUUCGUCAUCAUGAAAACACUAAGAACCACAGAGGUCUAAGCCACUGCAGAUUUUUUAUAGGUGUAUCUGACCAAGUCUGAGUGGCUCCAAUUUAAAGACAGACAAGUGAAUUCAGCAGUGAGUCUGCUCACAGGACCUGUCUGGGUGCAGCCUUGACAACAAAGUGGAGUCCAUGGUUUGAUGAUCCUUAUUGGAGAUAUUAAUACAAACAUAAACAUUAAAGAAAAGCAGCAUUCAGGACUCACUUAUGAACAUUAUGGAACAGAAGAGAGUAAGAAACGUCUCCGCUUUGGGCUAACAAUUACGCGAUGACCGUGGCAGGGUUCAUUUCUGAAGUACUCUCACUUAACCCUACGUUUUGUGGCUAAUUAUGUAACUUCUCCC